Sclerotinia sclerotiorum 1980 UF-70 is the source of this 1227-nucleotide messenger RNA. RefSeq lists its product as hypothetical. Lineage: Eukaryota; Fungi; Ascomycota; Leotiomycetes; Helotiales; Sclerotiniaceae. Gene Ontology annotation, molecular function: phosphatidate phosphatase activity. The record is from RefSeq and is a predicted model, not a curated record. Bases 1 to 1227 code for a protein of 408 amino acids. Gene Ontology annotation, cellular component: actin cortical patch. The transcript is spliced from 3 exons.
AUGUCCAUCUCUCAUCAAAGCACUACCUCCCUACAAGUCCAAGCCCGCAACAGUAAUAACUUCCCUGAAACCGAAUCAACCCUCCCACAUCUUCCCCGCACACCCACAAGCUCUUUCCUAGAAAACCUCCUCUCAUAUCUCGGUCCAUAUAAUCCAUUCCCAACAGCGAUAUCUAAAGAUGAUACAGUUUGGUUAUUGGACAACACGGCUUACAAAAAUCAAUUGACGGGAGAAUGGGAAGCGGAGUUUGUGGCGGCAGUUUGGGAGACUGAGAGUGGUAAACAUGUCCCGGAAAUUAUAGGCGAUAUAGUUGGGAGAAUUGGUGCAGAUGGUGAUAGAGGAGAAGACGAAAUUGUAGAGGAGAGAUUGAGACCAUUUUUGAUGGAUGUUAAACCUGGGAGGGUUGUUGAUGUCGAGUUUUCAGAGCACCAAGAGAAUACAGAAUUAAGAUUGGGACCGGGUGGAAGAAACGGUAUUAGCAGCGAUAUUCGAAAAUUGAAAGAUGGUACAGAUGGUGAGAUCGCAACGUGGAAGGCGGAAGUGCCGACAGGAGCAGAGGGAAUAUUGGAGAUGAAAACAGUUUUUGCAGAACCGGAAGGAUGGGGAGUCAUUUCUGAUAUUGAUGAUUCGAUAAAAAUAACUCAAACCAGCUCUCCCAUUGGCAUUCUGCGCUCGACUUUUCUAUCUAAACCCCUACCCAUUGAGGGAAUGCCAGAGUUUUACAAACAUAUCCAAUCUUUGAUCACCCCUAAACAUGCUUCAGUAGCUCCUUGGUUCUACCUAUCUGCCUCACCCUAUACUCUCUACUCAUUUCUCAGCGAAUUCCGUCAGGAAUACUAUCCUCAAGGAACCAUGAUAUUAAGGGAUGCGAACUUCUUGAGCUUAGGGGGGUUGCUAGAGACAUUGACAGAAGGCACACAAGAAUAUAAAGUUGAUAGAAUGGAGAAGAUCCAUAGAUGGCUGCCAAAGAGGAAGAUGAUUUGCGUGGGGGAUAGUACACAGAGUGACCCGGAGGCCUAUGGAGAGAUGAACCCAACCUGGAUCAAGCUAAUCCUCAUCCGCAAAGUAACAGACAUUGCUGCAAUCGGCAUUUCCCAGAAGAACGAGCCUGAGAGAUUCGAGAAGGCUUUUACCGGUGUCCCAGAGAGCGUAUGGAGAGUAUUCGAGAGCCCAGAAGAGUGUUAUGAAGUAGUAGAUGAGUUGGUGAAGGAGGCGGCAGCACAAUGA